GGAGCUGUGUGUUUUGUCCUUCAUUCCUUGCCCUCAUCUGACUCCUCUUUGCUCACUUAUUCCUCCCGGCCUAUCUGCUUUCAUCGCCCUCUCUUAGGAUUCAGUGGGUGGGGCCUGGAGUCUGCUUUGCAUAAAUUCUGUAGUACUGGGGAAGUGGGGAAGGUGGAAGAGGUUGUGGAGAAAUUUAUGCAAGACCGAGUAAGGAUGAAUGGCUCCACCAACACUUACCAUUUCCUCCUGGCACAAGAUGCCUUGUUCUCAGGGGCCUAGCAUGUUGUCGGGUAUUGCAAGAAGGAAUGGAACUGGAAAAAAGAAGAUUCGUGCCAGAAACAAAAUAGCUUUCCUUUCCUAUUGUAGCUGUUUCCUCUGGGACUAUAAACUCUCUGCAUUCAGGUUCUGCAGCAUUCCAGAUCGCGAACACCAAAUCAGGAUGGGAAAAAGACGUUGUGUUCCUCCCCUUGAGCCCAAGUUGGCAGCAGGCUGUUGUGGGGUCAAGAAGCCCAAACUAUCUGGAAGUGGAACACACAGUCACGGGAACCAGUCCACAACUGUUCCUGGCUCUAGUUCAGGACCUCUUCAAAACCACCAGCAUGUGGACAGCAGCAGUGGUCGGGAAAAUGGAUCGGACUUAACUCUGGGACCUGGAAACUCUCCUAUCACACGAAUGAAUCCUGCAUCUGGAGCCCUGAGCCCUCUUCCCCGGCCUAAUGGAACUGCCAAUACCACUAAGAAUCUGGUUGUGACUGCAGAAAUGUGCUGCUACUGUUUUGAUGUACUCUACUGUCACCUCUAUGGCUUCCCACAGCCACGACUUCCUAGAUUCACCAAUGACCCCUAUCCCCUCUUUGUGACCUGGAAGACAGGGCGAGACAAGCGGCUUCGUGGCUGCAUUGGGACCUUCUCAGCCAUGAAUCUUCAUUCAGGACUCAGGGAAUACACGCUAACCAGUGCACUUAAGGACAGCCGAUUUCCCCCCCUGACCCGAGAGGAGCUGCCCAAACUUUUCUGUUCUGUCUCCCUCCUUACUAACUUUGAAGAUGCCAGUGAUUACCUGGACUGGGAGGUAGGGGUCCAUGGGAUUCGGAUUGAAUUCAUCAAUGAAAAAGGCAUCAAACGCACAGCCACAUAUUUACCUGAGGUUGCUAAGGAACAAGACUGGGAUCAGAUCCAGACAAUAGACUCCUUGCUCAGGAAAGGUGGCUUUAAGGCUCAAAUUACCAGUGAAUUCAGAAAAUCAAUCAAACUCACCAGAGCAAAGCCAAAGUGCUAUGAAUUCUGUUCUGAUGACCCUGUGAUAUGGCAUAUGCAUCUGGGGAUUGAAACCUUCCUAUAGCCAAGGAUCCAUUAACCUGCUUCAUCAGAAUUUGACCCAGAAUUAGGUAUCGAAGUGAGAAGGUGACAAUCAGUUAUGCGGAAUAUAUUGCUUCUCGGCAACACUGUUUCCAGAAUGGCACUCUUCAUGCCCCGCCCCUCUACAAUCAUUACUCCUGACACACGGCUACAUGACCAGUCCCACCCCCCUGUGGCCACCAAUGGCUAUGACAUCAUUGGAACAGAUGCCUCCUCUUCCUGGUCCAGUUACUUCUAUUACUGCACCAUUUUAUGAUGCUAGCUUCCGUUGCCAAGUCUGCCUCCUGUUGACUGGAGGGUGUGGGGUUACACUGACUGCAACAGAACAUGAGGGGCCCAAGCCUUAUAUCAGCCUUUCCUCAAUCUGGGGUUCUGUUGGAUCAGGGCCCCCUAAUAACAGUGACAAUGGCUGUAUGGGUUUAGAAGACCAUUAUCUGGUGAUUUCCCACAUGUGUGUUGGUUACACACUGAAAACUGGAAUUGAUGAUCCAUGGAGGCUUCCUUCCCAAUCCCCCACAGGCCACCAGACCAAUGAGUUAUACUCCCCUGGCAGUCUGGGCAACGGAGACCAACACGAACCACUUUUAGGUUGUUUUAAAUUCCUUUUUUUAAACUUCCAGUUUAUUGUGUACCAAGAGUUGAUCACAACCUCCAUGCUUCAUAAAUGAACACCAUGUAAGGGUUGAAUGUGGGCACCAUGAGCCCCUGUGAGUCCUGGGCAAGAGAACUGCACCAAGAUCAGAAGUCCUGCUGGAUGGCCUUGCACUGUGCAGGAAGCUUGAAGGUUUGGAAGCUUACCUGACUCUCAGCUGGACUUUGCGGUAUUCUUCCUACAUUGAAUCUCCUGGUGUUGAACAGAGCUCUGUGGCAUAGCCUGCUGAGGAAUGGAAUGGAGAUGCCCAUAGAGGUCCUGAUGUCAUCGUCAUAAGAAGGUGUGAAAGGAGAGAUCUCUUCCUCACCACCAGGCUACCUCAACCCUCUUCUGGUAGCAGUGCCUAUGUAGUUGCAUCUAGGUUCUCAGAAGCACAGACAUGCAAACAGGUGGUUGGGUUGGGCUUUAGGACACAUUGUCACAGGAGAGCUUCCAGGGUCUCUGAGCUGGUUUUCUUCACAGGCAAACAUCCUGAAGGUCCUUUAAGUAGGAGGGUUCUUUUUUUUUUCCCCAUUUGCCUGCAGAAGUGGAAAGACUUAAUGUCAGUCCUCGGUAGGACUCUAGAGCAAAUCUGUGUAAUAAAACAAGGUGAACCCUUAACUUGCCUACCACACUGGGACUUUCACCUCUCCAGUGUAAAUGUCAAUUGCUCGUGUUGCUCAUUUAAACCCUGACAUUCCCUUUCCCAUCUUUACUCAUUCCAAAAUAGCUGUCAGCAAAUUCUUUUCAUUCACUUGGUGGCAAAAUGCAUAGUACAAGGAGACUAGGGAGGUGCCCUGAAAGCUGUCUCAAAGGCACUGCUCAGGCAGCUCGAAGGAAGACGGCCAGCUCCUGAGGAUGGCGCGCUGGCAUUCAGCAGUGUCCAUAGAGAACUCAUGAGGCACAUGGAGCCUCGAGUCAGUGAAUAUGUUUUGAUUUCUUUUUCAGAAUUGAUGUGAUGGUGUGGCUUUCUAAAAUGGGCAAAUCUUCCAAGUCAAAAAGAUCAUCUGAGUUUCUUUCGCCAGGAAUGGAGGAAGGGAAGUAAGGGUGCUUCCUAUGUGAUUAUAGGCAUCACCCUCAGGUUCCUGGGAUGGUUUAAAAGGAGGCAGGGCAAUUGUGUCAGGUGUGAUCAAGGACCUGGAAUGGAUGAGGGAGGUGCUGAUUACAUUGGAAUGCCCAGGAUACAUGCCCCUUACUGCCAGGUGUGUUCCUUAACAUACAUAAAGAUGAAGGGGUCUCAUGGUUUCUUGCUGCUGAGGGUAAUGAAGGUGAUGUUAUAGACAAGUGUGACAGCAGGUGCUCUCAGGUGCCAUGGAUGGAUGUCAGGGUGAUCAGUUCUGGACUGAGCCACCCCCCUUCAAUUUGUACAACAGUAUUGGUACAUAGGGCUACACUCAUUACUGUUCAGGCGUUCUAUGUUAACAGUUGUGUUUAAUUUCUAAAGAUUUAAAGCAAAAUGCAAAAAAAAAAAAAUGGUGCUAAACUUCACCCCUGAGCACUCUCA
Arvicola amphibius (Eurasian water vole) is the source of this 3485-nucleotide messenger RNA. RefSeq names its product AMMECR1 like (gene Ammecr1l). The transcript has 9 exons. The record is from RefSeq and is a predicted model, not a curated record. The coding region runs from base 209 to 1333 and encodes 374 amino acids. NCBI's taxonomy places the organism in Eukaryota, Metazoa, Chordata, Mammalia, Rodentia, Cricetidae.